AUGUCGUUCCUGAACAGAGAAUUUGUGUUUCUUCUACGUCAGUUUCUCGGUGAAGAGAAAUUUAAUGAGACUGCUCACAAGUUGGAGCAAGAGUUGGGACUUUUCUUCAACCUCAGCUAUAUUGAGGAACUGGUGAAGAGUGGGGAUUGGGAUGAGGUGGAGAAGUAUUUUUCUGGAUUUACGAAGGUUGAUGAUAACGAAUACUCCACGAAAGUUUUCUUCAAGAUCCGAAAGCAGAAGUACCUAGAAGCCGUAGACAGGAAAGAUACGGCUAAAGCUGUUGAUAUUCUAAGGGACUUAAAAGUGGUUUCGGCUUUCGACGAAAGCCAUUUUAAAGAACUGCCACAGCUUCUGGUGUUGGAGAACUUUAGAGAAAAUGAGCAACUAUCCAAGUCUGCGAGGAGAAAUUUGUUUCAUGAACUUGAAUUGUUGAUUCGAAGUAACCCCCUGUUGCGUGACAAGCUAAAUUGUCCUGACUUGAAAUCCAGACUGCAGACUCUAAUGACUCAAAGGUCAUUAUCUUUGUCUUUUUUGAAUUGCCAGAAUCUGUUUCAUGAGAAUCCCACGCUUAUCACUGACACAGAAACCCCGCUUGUGGACCCUUCUCGUAGCCAGUUGCUGACAAUUGGUCCACAAGCUUUACCUUCUGUAGCUAAUCCUCUAACAGGUGCUUUUCCUAAAGCAGGGGAUUUUUCGCCUUUCGGUGCUCAUGGUCCGGUGCUAGCUCAUCUACCAACAUCAUCUAAAAAGCCCCUUGAUUUCACUGCAUUUGCCUCUCCUGCCGAGCCCGUGGGUUUUGCUGCAGUUAAGAUCGGAUGCCUUCUACGGUUCUACACAUGUAUACGUCUCACUGUAGCAGCUAUCUUAGAGCACCCUGGGGUUCCUCCUACGAAAAACUCUGCUGUGGUCUAUCAAACAGCAGAUUCUGAACAUAAUAGCAAAUCUAGCAUCUGGGAACUGAAAGAAAUCAAUGAACCAUCACAAUGCCGCUCCCUAAGACUCCCAGACAGUUUAACAGCAAUUGGGGUUUCCAGAUUGAUGUAUACAGAAUCAGGAGCUGCCAUAUUGGCAUUAGCGGAAAAUGCUGAGCACACCAUCUGGAAAUGGCCAAGGAAUGAUAAGGCAACUGCUUGUGUUGUACCGCAACUAUGGCAACCUUCAUGUGGAAUAUUGAUGACUAAUGAUGUUAGUGAUACACACCCUGUAUACAAUCCCUGUAUACAUACCCUUGCACUGACACCGAAUGGCUCUUGUGUUAUGUCAUCUUCAGGGGGCAAAAUCUCGAUAUAUAAGCUGAUGACAUUUGAGACAAUUAGGACAUUGGAUCCCCCUCCUCCGUCUGCAGCAACAUUUCUUGCAUUUUAUCCUCAGGAUGACAGAAUCAUUGCUGUAGGCAUGAAAGACUCUUAUAUCCAAAUAUAUAGCCACGUGUAUUAUGAGCUCAUAACCACGUUCAACGGUCAUCAGGGAAGUAUAACAGGCCUUGCCUUCUCUACUGUUCUAAAUGUGCUUGUGUCUUCAGGAGAUAAUGCUCAGCUGUGUGUUUGGAACUCUGAAGAGGAUGAAUAUAAUUUUCUAGAGAGUACAGCCUUGCAUAUUCCAUAUGUGCCAGGCAAAGUUCUUGUUACAGAUACCUUCAUACAAUUUCACCAAGAUCAGAUACAUUUACUUGUAGCGUGUGCAACUGAGAUAUCCAUAUACAAAGCACCUGAGUUGGAACUCCUAAAAUUGUGGAUUCCACCAAAAGGAAGAGCUUCUCUGAUCACACAUGCUACAUAUUCCUGUGAUAGCCAGUCAGUAUACGUCGGUUUUGAUGAUGGAAGUGUCGGUAUUCUUACUGCUUCAGCUACAUUACAAUUGAGAUGCAUGAUUAAGUAUACUUCUUAUCUCCCUGCCACUGCAAUCCCGGGAGUCCAUCCAGUUGUGAUCGCAGCACAUCCAACAGAACCUAAUCAGUUUGCAUUAGGACUUUCUAAUGAUUAUGGAGUUUGCAUACUUGAACCACUUGAAUCAGAAGGCAAAUGGGGCACCUCUCCUCCCCACGUAGAUUGUGCCGGGCCUAGCACCUCUGAAUCACUCGGUUUGAAUUAACCCCAACAAUAAAGUCCUUGUGGAGGCCGAGGCUUGCUAGUUGUUUCACCUAAAAAACCAAGUGUACGUAUCUCUUUCAUAUAGACUUUGUUCAAUGGUAAUAAGGGGUGUCAAAUCAAUUUGAAUCCAAGACAUGGUGCUAAAAAUUGUCAUUUGUAAAAUUUUAAAAAAAAAUAGCGAAACAUAGCGUAAAUCUGUAGUAGGCAUUUGUGAAGGGAAUGUAUGUGGAAUUCAUUGGAGUUAC
This is a messenger RNA of Cornus florida, 2335 nucleotides long. RefSeq names its product protein TPR3-like. NCBI's taxonomy places the organism in Eukaryota, Viridiplantae, Streptophyta, Magnoliopsida, Cornales, Cornaceae. The transcript has 16 exons. Gene Ontology annotation, biological process: regulation of DNA-templated transcription. The record is from RefSeq and is a predicted model, not a curated record. Gene Ontology annotation, molecular function: protein binding. Bases 1 to 2091 code for a protein of 696 amino acids.